Molecule: messenger RNA, 1781 nt
Organism: Bufo gargarizans (Asiatic toad)
Lineage: Eukaryota; Metazoa; Chordata; Amphibia; Anura; Bufonidae
Product: zinc finger protein OZF-like
Exons: 2
Coding region: 86-1291 (401 amino acids)
Biological process (GO): regulation of DNA-templated transcription
Molecular function (GO): RNA polymerase II cis-regulatory region sequence-specific DNA binding; DNA-binding transcription factor activity, RNA polymerase II-specific
Source: RefSeq, a predicted model, not a curated record
UCCCCCGUGUAAGAGUGAGGUGGAGGAGGACAUUCCAGGAGAUGUCACCACAGAAAAUUCCGGCAAGAAUUCUGAGGGAAAGUUCAUGUUGUCGUUAAAUUAUAAAGCUGAAGAUGAAGACAUCAUGCAGCGCUCUGCAAGGGAAAACCUCAUUACCGUUAAUGUAUAUCCAGGACUUUACAGUGCAGAUCUAUUAUAUAAUCCCCUUAAUCAUGAGGAACCUUCUCCUGACCAAUCACACAAUAUUACCACACAUACAAAUCUGAAAGAAAGUGAAAGAUUUCAUUGUGGUAAAGAGUUCACAAAAAGCUCAGGUUUUCCCACACAAAGAAGAAUUCACGCAGGAGAGAAAGCAUAUCAAUGUUCAGUAUGUGGGAAAUGUUUUACAUAUAAAUCAUAUCUUGUUACACAUGAGAGAAUUCACACAGGAGAGAAGCCAUAUUCAUGUUCAGAAUGUGGGAAAUGUUUUACAGUUAAAUCAAAUCUUGUUACACAUCAGAAAUUUCACACAGGAGAGAAACGGUAUUCAUGUUCAGAAUGUGGGAAAUGCUUUACACAAAAAUCAGAACUUGUUACACAUGCGAGACGACACACAGGAGAGAAGCCGUAUUCAUGUUCAGAAUGUGGGAAAUGUUUUACACAGAAAUCAGCUCUUAUUACACAUGAGAGAAGUCACACAGGAGAGAAACCAUAUUCAUGUUUAGAAUGUGGGAAAUGUUUUACAUAUAAAUCAAAUCUUGAUACACAUGAGAGAAGUCACACAGGAGAGAAACCGUAUUCAUGUUCAGAAUGUGGGAAAUGUUUUACAUAUAAAUCACAUCUUGAUACACAUAAGAGAGGUCACACAAGUGAGAAGCCUUAUUCAUGUUCAGAAUGUGGAAAAUGUUUCACAGUCAAAUCAAGUCUUGUUACACAUGAGAGAAUUCACACAGGAGAGAAACCGUAUUCAUGUUCAGAAUGUGGAAAAUGUUUUACACAGAAAUCUAAUCUUGUUACACACGAGAGACGACACACAAAAGAAAAGCCAUAUUCGUGUUCAGAAUGUGGGAAAUCUUUCACAGUUAAAUCAGCUCUUAUUACACAUGAGAGAAGUCACUCAGGAGAGAAGCCGUAUUCAUGUUUAGAAUGUGGGAAAUGUUUUACAGAGAAAUCAUAUCUUGUUACUCAUGAGAGACGACACACGGGAGAAAAGCCAUAUUCAUGUUCAGAAUGUGGGAAAUGCUUUUCAGAUAAAUCAAAUCUUGUUAGGCAUGAAAGAAGUCACAGAGCAGAGAAGCCAUAUUCAUGUUGAGAAUGUUUGAAAAGUUUUAUACAAAAAUUAGAUCUUAGUAGAAAUCAGAUAAUUCAUAUGUGAAACCAUUUUCACAUAUUUUUAGAAAAUUGGGUUAUUCAUUGACCUUAAAGGGUCAAUAAGAAGGUUUAUUUUGGGGUGUAACUAUCCCAGAUCUCCUAGAUAACCAAAUUAUAUUUCCUUAAGGUCACUGUGACCAGGUCCAUGGAGGAAAAGUAUUGGGGAUAUAGGGAAGGGAAGAAGAGCCUUGUUUACUUCCAGAGCAGUGAAGAUGAAUUGUCCUCAUGAAUCUUGCUUCUUAUCUCUGUAUUCACACCUCCACCCACACUGUGGGUGAAUCCAGAGUGACAUGGGGAGAAGUAACGACACCCCAUGUAAUUGUUUUAUAAUGUAUGUGGACAUAUUAAUACAGUACUUGAUCAUGAUUCAAAUAGUCUUAAAAAGGAACUUGUGAACAUGGUGUCGAGCUGCAGACAGCUUGUUAUAGAGC